CACGUGUACGCGACACGGCGCGACGUCAGGUUAGCUUAGCCACUUGUCAUUAGGCACCUCUCUCGUCGUCGGUUCUAAUAACAUUUACAUGUUAUCAUUUUCAUGUCGAGCUAAAGCAACCCUUUCGACAGGAAGUGCGAGCAAAAUGUCGACGAAGAAGGGUAAGGUGAUGACCAAGGGAGCGAAGCAGAUAAAGGAGGAGAAUGUCUCCACGCUGAGCUUCUACGUCUACAUGGCCCUAGGAGCAAUGGGAAUUCACUUUGCCGUGACAAUGCUUCUGUUCGAGUUCACCGUGCUGACGAUAAGUCUAACGGUAUUCUCCGCAAUUGUGUAUAUAGGCAGCUAUCAAUUUAUGUCGUACAUGGCUCGCGCCACGUACUCGGAAUCCGGUCAGCUCCUGGACUCCGGGGUCGAUCUCAACAUGGAAGGCGGCAUAGCGGAACACGUCAAAGAUUUAAUUAUACUGACGUCCGGAGUACAAAUCCUGUCCCUCAUUUCGAACUAUUUCUGGUUAUUGUGGCUUUUGGUACCAUUGAGAGGGUGCUGGAUGCUCUGGAAGCAGAUUUUGGCUCCUUGGUUCUUCGCUCAGCCACAGGAACAAGCUGAGAUGACCGAAAAGAAGAUGCGCAAGUUAGAGAGGAAAAUGGCGAAGCGACACCAAUGAAAAUUCGUCGUUGCUGUGCAAUAAGAAAAUUCCAUUGAAUGACAAUUAUUGAUUUAACCAGGGGACGGGUAGUAAAUUCAAGAAACACCGGGAAGAGAAAGAACGUUAAGAUUUUUUUCUCAAUAUCCAGCACACAUCGAGAUUGUGCGGUGGGUUCGGCAUGUACGUAGGAUAAGUAUUAAGUGGAACGAGACUGCUCUCCAAAAGUUUUAUGAAAAUGUACAAAACGGAAAAACAAUUUCAUAGGACUAGGGAAAAAAUUGCAAAUUGGGAGAAAGAUUUCGUCUUUGUCUCUUUGCAUUUCCGAACAAUCUCAGCAGACUGCAAUGUUCUUUACACGUCUAGAAAAAUCGAGACGCUUUUCUUAUUCAGUAAUAUUUGUGGAUUUAUUCCUAUAUAAGUCGAAGGGGCAACGCUAAAUUAUUAUUAGGAAGUUAAAUGUAAUUAUGUGUAUUCAUUUAAGAUCACAUGAAUUUAUUAAUAAUUAUUAUUAACUUUAUCGACUUAUAUAGGAAUAAAACUGUUCCUACGUAUCUCGACAUUCGUUUUUUAUCUAUCUUUGUUAAUGUAAAUGAUUUUUGUUAUGCUAAUGUAAAUGACCUUUUUUACAAUUAUAACGAUAAUACUAUAA
Molecule: messenger RNA, 1295 nt
Organism: Temnothorax curvispinosus
Lineage: Eukaryota; Metazoa; Arthropoda; Insecta; Hymenoptera; Formicidae
Product: transmembrane protein 208
Exons: 5
Coding region: 89-664 (191 amino acids)
Biological process (GO): vacuolar protein processing
Cellular component (GO): intracellular membrane-bounded organelle
Source: RefSeq, a predicted model, not a curated record